ACCACAUUAAUGAAUAUUUUAUAUUUCAAUCCUCAAGAAAAAACACCAUGUGCAAGCACUCCAGCAGCAUUACAGAGUAAGAAUAGUGGGAAAGAGAGCUCACCAAAUACUAGUAUACUUGCUAUCAACUUGCCUUUUUUAUUUAUUGGGAUGCUCUUUUUUUUUUAAAAAAAUUUAUUACACAAAGAUCUUAGCCAGAUCACUGCAGAAAUGUCUGUCUAGUACUAUGCUUUCUUAAUGAUAUCAGUCAAACUUACUCAGAUAUCACAACCCUUCUCAUCAUAUCCAUAUUUAGCCGGAAGAUUUAGUCGGGAUAUACUGAGUACGUUUGGUUGAUAUCGUUCGUGUAAUGCUGCAUCAGUGAGUACCGCAUAUUUCUGCAGCAUUGUUUUGUUUUAGUGUGUAGUUUUUGACUGCAGAAUGAUCACAUUCAUGAAGCUAUGCAGAUUGCUUGUUCUGCUGUGUUUUACUUGUAGUUUCUGUGUAUUGAGAACUCAUCAACAACUGCUAUCUUCACAAAAACAAGUGCUUCUUCAGCUCAGGAAGCAGCUGGAGUAUCCGAAAGAACUGGAGUUUUGGGCCAAUAGUACCACAGAUUUUUGUUACUCAUCAUCUGCUCAAGUGAACAUUACUUGUCAGAACAAUUUUGUAACUGAGAUCAGAAUAGAGGGUGAUAAGUCAGACAAGGCAAGGCAUUUUAAUGGAUUCGCGAUACGAGAUCAGACUCUAUCAGGGAAUUUUUCUAUGGAUUCUCUGGUUGCAACAUUGGCUAGACUGAACAGCUUGAAAGUUCUCAGUCUGGUUUCUUUAGGCAUUUGGGGUCUGCUUCCUGAUAAAAUUCAUCGAUUUUACGCUCUUGAGUACUUGGAUUUGAGUUCCAAUUUCCUCUUUGGUACCAUUCCUUCGACUGUCCCUAGGCUUGUGAUGCUCCAAACAAUUAUUCUAGAUGGGAAUUACUUCAAUGGGACUUUUCCGAAUUGGUCUGGUUCAAAUUUAACCAGCCUGAGCAUGAUCAACAAUGACAUUUCUGGUAAAUUGCCUGAUUUGAGUACUUUAGCGAAUCUUGAAACGAUGAAUUUGAGUAAUAACAAGUUUGAUUCAGAACUUCCAAGGUUGCCAAAGAGUUUAAUUAUGGUUUCAUUGAGCAACAAUUCUUUCUCUGGUGAGAUUCCUAAGCAGUAUAGCCAGCUCCUUCAACUUCAGAAACUUGAUUUGUCACGCAAUUCUAUCCAAGGAACACCUGCUGCCGCCCUUUUUUCUCUACGCAACAUCACCUACUUGAAUUUUGCAUCAAACAUGUUGAGUGGAUCAUUUCCAAGUCACUUGAGCUGCGGGAGUGAGCUUAAUUUUGUUGACAUCUCCAACAACAAAUUGACAGGUCGGUUGCCUUCGUGUUUAGUCUCUGGACCAAACAAGAAAGUUGUCAAGUAUGAAGGGAAUUGCCUAUCGGAUAAUUCAUUGCAUCAACAUCCACAAACUUAUUGCAGAGUCAGCAAAGAUGCUAACCCUGAGAAAAAAAAAUCUGGAAGAAAGAAUAUCGGAAUCCUAGCUGGUGUAAUUGGAGGAAUUUGUGCGGUUCUUGUGCUUCUAGCUUGUUGUUGCGUUUUUCUCUGUCGAAGGUCUAGAGAAACAUCAGAGCAACAUUUAUUGCAAAAACGAGAGGACUCUGUCACAAAGUUCCCUUCAGCAAUCAUAACAAGUGGAAGGUUCAUAUACGAGGCAACGAAACUAGGCACUCAAGGGAUGCCGGUACACAGAGUGUUUACUUCCGAAGAAUUAAAGAAUGCCACAGGCAACUUCAACGUGUCUGCCUUGAUCGGUGAAGGUUGCAAUGGCAAGGUUUACAAAGGAAGAUUGGAGAAUGGUACUAAAGUGGCAAUACGAUGUAUGUCUGUCUCCAAGAAAUAUACAGUCCGAAAUCUUAAGCUCAGAUUGGAUCUGCUUGCAAAGCUUCGCCAUCCACACCUGGCUUGCCUUUUGGGGAACUGCAUCGAUGAUGAAGUUGCACAUGGUUCUGGAGCAAACAAAGUCUAUCUUGUAUAUGAGUUUGUACCCUGUGGCAAUUACCAGGCACAUCUCUCUGAAACUUCAGAAAAGAUGCUCAAAUGGUCAGACAGACUGGCAAUUCUAAUUGGUGUAGCCAAGGCUGUUCACUUUCUGCAUACUGGACUCAUCCCCGGGUUCUUCAGCAAUCGACUGAAAACACAUAAUGUCCUGUUGAAUGAGCACCAAAUGGCGAAGCUGAGUGAUUACGGGCUGUCAAUAGUAACAGACGAAACUGAUAAACCUGAGGUAAAAGAGGAUCCACAAUCGCGAAAGAUGAAGAACCUAGACGAUGAUGUUUACAGCUUUGGAUAUAUAAUACUUGAGUCGAUUGUAGGACCUUCAGUUUCUGCAAAAAAGGAGUCGUUUAUGCUGAAUGACAUGGUGUCAUUGGAGAGCCCUGAGGGGCAGAGACAGGUCGUGGAUCCAAAUGUUCUAGCAACCUGCUCACAAGAAUCCUUAUCAGUUGCGAUCUCGAUUACCAGCAAGUGCAUUUCUCUCAACUCCUCGAACCGUCCAUCUUUCGAGGAUAUCCUCUGGAAUUUACAGUAUGCAGCUCAAAUUCAGGCUAAUGCUGAUGGUGACCACAGAUUUGAGACAAUGGAACAACCAUAACAUGUAAAACAUAUUUUCAUGUUAUUGUUCAACACAAGCUUUACUACAACUCUUUCUUAGGAUCUUGGCUUUACCACAACUCUUUCUUAGGAUCUUGCUUCUUGUAACUGGUUUCUUUGAGCCAGCAUGGUAUAUAUAUCUAGGCCAAGUUUGGUAUUCAUAUGGCA
Molecule: messenger RNA, 2825 nt
Organism: Daucus carota subsp. sativus
Lineage: Eukaryota; Viridiplantae; Streptophyta; Magnoliopsida; Apiales; Apiaceae
Product: probable inactive leucine-rich repeat receptor-like protein kinase At3g03770
Exons: 7
Coding region: 421-2658 (745 amino acids)
Biological process (GO): protein phosphorylation
Molecular function (GO): ATP binding; protein kinase activity; protein binding
Source: RefSeq, a predicted model, not a curated record